Molecule: messenger RNA, 846 nt
Organism: Parathielavia appendiculata
Lineage: Eukaryota; Fungi; Ascomycota; Sordariomycetes; Sordariales; Chaetomiaceae
Exons: 1
Coding region: 174-734 (186 amino acids)
Source: RefSeq, a predicted model, not a curated record
AUUUCGUAGACACAUCAUCGAGCGCCAUUAUGGUAGAUCUCUCUCUUCAAAACCUUGGUAGCAGCCAGUCACCAUCAACCGUGGCAAGGCUCCAUGAUUCUUUCAUCCUGUCCCAAGUGAUUCUUGGAUCUGCCCUGUGUGAACAGCAAGCUGUUCUCAGAUGAAUUAGACUAAUGCAAUCCUUUAAUCUGGCGGUUGGCAAUUUCAUUCUCGAAUGUUGUCUCCUGACAGGCCAGGAACAACGACAUUGUCCAGGAGAGUCACCAAGUCUAACAAAGAGACGAGACAAACAGGCAGGAACUCCCCUCUUCCGGUACUUUCAUCUUUGUUAUGGGAGAAACACACAGAGGACAAAGAAAACAUCAAGACAUAUAUUAAGCGUCAAACCCUUCAAGGUACGCCGCACAGACAUGACACGCCUAUCCUUGGGCAGGAAUGGCGCACAACCUACAUCAGACAGACAGCAGGACACUUUCAUCAGGGGUGCAGUGUAUUACCAACGAUGGCGCGACCACCGAGAGGGCCUCGAGGCCAUCGAGGCAAUCACAGUAACGGCAUCCACAAGCACAAUCGCAAUGGAGUGCAUGGACACGGCAAUGGCAAUGUCAUUGGCGGGUAUCAGAGCGGCGGCGGGAACCACGGCAGUCAGUAGAAUUGGAAUGGAAACCGAAAAGGCUUUGGUCAGAACAACAGCAAUGGUAGGGAUCAAGCCGGCGGCGACCUCAGCAACAUAAACAGCAACAACAACAACCACCGCAAAGGCAGUAAUAACAACCGGAAUGGUGAUGGUUAGCAACAGGACUGGAGCCAAUACCUCUACAAUCUCUUGACUUUGGGGAACGCAAC